Medioppia subpectinata is the source of this 372-nucleotide messenger RNA. Lineage: Eukaryota; Metazoa; Arthropoda; Arachnida; Sarcoptiformes; Oppiidae. The record is from the annotation of a GenBank genome assembly.
UUUCCAGAUUUUACACCUUAUUGUAUGUCAAAGUCUGCAUUGGAUAUGUUUACUAAGUGUAUGGCCGCCGAGUUGGGGCCUAAACGCAUCCGGAUUAACGCAAUCAAUCCGGGUCCUAUUGACACAGGCUUUUUCACAGCCAUGGGCUCAUCACGUGCUGACGCCGACAAACUAUUUGAAGCCAUUGCCAAUAUAUUGCCUGUCGGUCGCGCCGGUCUGUCCGCCGAUGUGGCCAAUAGUAUCCUAUACCUGGCGAGUGACCAUGCUGCUUUUAUCACCGGAACUAACCUAGUCACCGAUGGCGGGCCGUUGCAUCAAAUCAAACAAGUUCAGAUAACCUUAAGAAUAUUCUAUAAAAUAUUCAGUAAUUAA